Messenger RNA from Vespula vulgaris, 1785 nucleotides. RefSeq lists its product as uncharacterized. The coding region runs from base 61 to 708 and encodes 215 amino acids. Lineage: Eukaryota; Metazoa; Arthropoda; Insecta; Hymenoptera; Vespidae. The transcript is spliced from 3 exons. The record is from RefSeq and is a predicted model, not a curated record.
GUAGUUCGUAUAUCUAGAGUAUUCGAAUUUAAGAAAAAGGAAAGAACGAAAAAAAUCAAGAUGUAUUAUCUACAAAUUAUUCUUUUGUCCUGUAUGGUUUUUGUAAAUUUGAUACAAGUUCAUGGCCAUGGUAUGAUGAUGGAUCCGGUUAACAGAAGUAGCGCUUGGAAAAAACAUUUUCCUGUUCCUCCUAAUUUCAACGACAAUGAACUCUUCUGUGGUGGCUUUGCGACUCAAUACGAAAAAAACAAUGGUAAUUGCGGCGAAUGUGGUGACGAUUGGUCUUUGCCACGACCUAGACCUAACGAAAAUGGAGGUAUUUAUGGAACUGGACUCAUUGUCAAAAAAUACACAGAGGGUUUUCAUAUUCAGAUUCAAAUCAAUCUGACCGCCUCUCACCUAGGACAUUUCGAAUUCUCUAUUUGUCCUCUAAGCAAUCCGAAGGAGCUCGAAACUGACGAAUGCUUUGCGAAAUAUCCAGUACAAUUGGCCGACGGUUCGUACAAGUAUAAUAUCGAAAGAUACCAAGCUGAGAUUCAUUUGAUCGAAGCAAUUCUUCCCCAAGGACUUAUCUGUGAGCAUUGCGUUCUUAGAUGGCAUUACAGAACUGCAAAUAGUUGGGGUAUUUGUGAAGAUGGUUCAGCAACUAUUGGCUGUGGUAAUCAAGAAAUUUUCAGAAGUUGUUCUGACAUUGCUAUUACCAAGUAAAAUCUAUUUCUUUCUUUUCGAGUUGUCCUAAAUCUUUCAAACAUCACAAAUGAGAGAAAAAUUAUAUCUGACGAACACUAUUUACGAAGUUAUUCGCGUAAAUUAUUGUUAUAACUCAGGGGUAUCAAAUAAAAUCCCUAGUGAGACAUUUAAUUGAUUCGACGGUUUUCUUAAGAAAAAGUAAAUAAAUUUAUGUAAAUUUUAUCAUAACAAUUGGAAUGUCGAGAGACAAAUGUGACGUUAAAAGACUCGUAGUUCUUAUUCAAGAACUAAUUUAAAUUCAGUGAUCGUAGGCGCGAGGCCUCGAACGUGUGCGUACCUUCGACGUUCGUCAUAGGAAAAUCGAUGCUAGAACUCGAUGAUUCAACUAAGACAUAUAAUUUCGUAAAGUCUUGAGUAAGAUUCUAUCGAAAGCGAAGUGCGAACAUUCACUCAAUUUGGUGGACCAUAAAAUUAUAUUCUUAGAUACUAGACUGACCUCUCGGCAACAUCGUGAUAUAAAAUUAAGUGCACAACCAAGGAGAUUAUUACGCUCACGCGUUUAUACUGCUUGCUAGCCUAACAGUGAAGUUAGAAAACCCACUUGCUUUUCCUCGCGAAUAAACUCUCCUUCCAAACUUAAAGACAGCCUCGACCGAUCUCGAUUGAUCUACCGGGUGUUUCCAACACGUCAUACCAACUAGGAUCCUUUUAAGUAAACAAAAAAAAAAUAAGAUAUAUAAGAAUUGUAUUUUUAUUGUUCUUCGAAAGUUCCUUCGAAAGUUUUCAUGUCCAAAUUAUUUCCUGAGUCAUAUUCGCAUGAAGACAAUUUCGACAGAGUUUCGCCAACCGGCUGGUCACUUUUAGAACAUGUCGUCAUUGAUUUCGAUCUUUUCUCAUCCGAAAAUCCGCUUACUUAAGAACCUUUUUGCCUAUCUUCCUGCUACACGAUGCGUGCGGAAAAAGAAUUGAAAAAAUGGAUCGUAGACGAAGAAAGAUGUAUCUAAACAAACGUAAUUUUUUACGAAUUGAAAAACAAUACCGAACGCUAACAUAAUUUAUGAAAUAAAAAAUAUAGUCGAUUGACAUUCUUACUUA